AUGUACAUACUAUAUGGAUUCAGCGAAGCCACCUUCGGUGCGAUAGGCAAGAGAAAGAAAUUAGGCAGACCACCAAAUGAUAGAUUCUCUGCUACUAUGAAACGAUCACAUAGUGAGAAUAUUUCCCUAACACAAAAAUUAGAAGUUGCUAUAGAUAAUGGACUCUAUCUACUUGAUAAAUGUGCAGAACUACGUAAUACGUGUAAUAAACUUACGAACAAAAAUACACAAUUGAGGAACAGAUUAGAACAAUCUAUUAUUUCAUCAAAGAAGUUAAGUAAAGAAGUAAGACAAUUAUUAACCGACGCAAAAAAUGUUUUGAAUCUUGAGCAGCAGUCAUUCGAGUUACAGACAGUUAAAACUGAGUGUGAUGUUUACAAACAACAUGUAUCUGAUAUGGCUGAACAGUCUUUGAUAACAAAAUACCAGACGUCGAUCCUUUUUCCAGAGAAACAGAAUAAAGAAAUGUUGGAAGGUGGUAUCAGCGAAUUAUCAUUUUUAUACCCUGCCUCAGUUAAACGUAACACAAUAAUAAUUUUUACGUUAUCUGUUAUUGUUAUUGCUCAUGUUUAUGGAAAGCCAUCCUUGACAAAAGGUUGA
This is a messenger RNA of Rhizophagus irregularis DAOM 181602=DAOM 197198, 600 nucleotides long. Lineage: Eukaryota; Fungi; Glomeromycota; Glomeromycetes; Glomerales; Glomeraceae. The record is from RefSeq and is a predicted model, not a curated record.